GGCGAACGCCCUCCCAUCUCACUUUUAGAUUUGUACACUUCAGACAAGUUGUAAUCCCCAUGACAUCCAUCGACGCCUCGCCAUCGUCCCCCACGCCGCCGCCGCCGCCGUCUCCGUCAUCGGCACCUCGGGAGGACCAGCGGUGUAAGUACCCAUACAAGGCGUGCUUUCAUCCCCGCUCCAUGAAGAAGGACGGCGAAGCGCACUCGCUGUGUGAAUUCCACCGCACGAAAGCCAAUUCGAUUCAAAAGAUCUACGCAACAAAACGGCGACAACAGCAGCGGGCGCUCAAAAAGCUCAAGAUUCUGCAGCACAAACAUCGACCUGAUGAGUACUACGCCACACCUUCACCCACACUUCCCCAACUUCGCCACAUGAACGCAGCCAGCCGCGACCAAGUUGAUCGUCAAGACCUUCAUCAUCGACUCCCGUACGAAGACGCGAUCUUCCACGCUCGUUUGCAGCAUCAACGUCGACUAAACGAAUCAGCUUUCCCCAUGUCGUCGGUGGCAUCGCGGAGGACGACCGACGGGAUGACCACGGCGCCGCCGCCGCGGGUGUACGACAUGAACUUUCUCCUUAACCAAGCUUGAAAAUGUCAGAGGAUACAUUAAGAGAUCGAGUGGUAUUCAUACAGUUGGUGUCAACGAACACCUUCGUUCCAUCGGAA
Molecule: messenger RNA, 670 nt
Organism: Aphanomyces astaci
Lineage: Eukaryota; Oomycota; Saprolegniomycetes; Saprolegniales; Verrucalvaceae
Exons: 1
Coding region: 60-593 (177 amino acids)
Source: RefSeq, a predicted model, not a curated record